Messenger RNA from Rhinocladiella mackenziei CBS 650.93, 2199 nucleotides. RefSeq lists its product as uncharacterized. The record is from RefSeq and is a predicted model, not a curated record. Lineage: Eukaryota; Fungi; Ascomycota; Eurotiomycetes; Chaetothyriales; Herpotrichiellaceae. The transcript is spliced from 6 exons. Gene Ontology annotation, molecular function: RNA binding. The coding region runs from base 1 to 2199 and encodes 732 amino acids. Gene Ontology annotation, biological process: mRNA splicing, via spliceosome. Gene Ontology annotation, cellular component: nucleus.
AUGUCCUCUUACCGUCCGCGUGGCGGACCAAGUCUGCAACAGUCGUACCGAUCACGUCCUUCUCAACGAGACGAUAUCUCUGAUGACCGCUCUCGAUCAAGAUCCCCCGACCGAAGACAUAGCUCUCCUCAUUCCAGAAGAAGUCCUCCGCAUGAUAUCUCCAGGCCUCCUACUGGACCGGCUCAAGGAGAAUUUCGUAUCCGUGGCCGCAGUGCCAGGAGUCCAGACCGACGGCUUGAACGCAGUUAUGACAGACGCGGCUACUAUGACAACGAAGAGGAUCGUGGUUACUACGACCAUGGAUCACCGUCUCCUCGUCGAGGCCGCCCGUACUAUGACCGAGACAAUCCCCAUUCCGCUCGAGACCAUUACAGUCGAAGUCUGAGCAGAGGACGGACACCGCCGGAAGAAAGAUCUUCAAGUCGAGGAAGACCAAGUAAAGAGAUUAUGAUGGAAGGAUUGGCAACACACCUAACUGAGAACGAUAUCUCUACCGAACUGAAGCAAUAUUACCAUGUCGAGGGCUUAGACGAUGUCCGCGUCAUUCGUGAUCGCCAAACCAAACAGUCGAGACAGUUUGGCUUCCUCCGUUUCUCGACGCUGGAAGUGGCAGAAGAUUUUAUGGACCAGAACUAUCCCUUUCUCUAUCUCUAUGGUGAUAGCAACAAGUCUAACGGAGAUGCUUCAAAAGUUCGAAUAGCCUUUGGUCGCGAGCGCAAAGACGUAAGUCGCUCAGAUGAUGCGGAUUGGAUUUGCUCAAUUUGCCAUAUCAACAACUUCUCUACCCGAAACAAAUGCUUCAGAUGUCAGGCAUAUAAACCAGAUUCAAGCUUCGAUGUCCCGGCGAAAGCGGCAAACGUGGGAGACAACGAUGCAUCUCCCGAUAAUGCACCAUCACAGUUUCUUCUUCUACGCGGCCUCGAGCCUUCGGUCACGGAAGAGUUGUUGGUCAAGGGCGUCUCCAAACUAAAUAAACCCAACUCGUCAACAAGUCAGCGAGAUGAGGUACUAUCGAAAAAAGGUGCCAAGGUGGCUUCUACUACGGGAGACUCGAACCUGGGUGCUAAAGAGGGGACACUUCGACGAGUCCUCCUGGUUCGCGAUCGAAGAAGUAACGAGAGCUGGCGGUAUGGUUUCGCCGAGUAUGCUUCUAUGGAAGAUGCCCAGGCUGCUUUGAUACGAUACAGUUCUUUUGAACGAUUCACCAUUGCCUCCAAACAGGUCCUUGUCAGCUACAUACAUGCUGGGGUAUUUGUACCUGUUUUGACCCCAACACCCAGCACAGAACGUUUCACGUUCAGCCCGGUGGGCAAUCCCGCCAUGAAGCUGGCAUACUGGGAUGAGGCUGCGUAUGUCACGGAGCUGGCAGUUAAUAUGCCAACUCCCGGGUCGCAGGAUGCAAAGACCAACUCCGCACUCGCAGAUGGAGGUAACAAGUCGGCGAAAGAAGUCGAGAAAAGCAAGAAGCGAAAGGCGCAAGCUGAAGCUGAAACUGCUGGGGUAAAGAAAGCGGCUCCAUCGCAUCUUCAAUUCUGGAGCAACAGACAUGCCGAGCUUCAUGGUCUCGGACAGAAAUCUCGCAAUGGCGAUGAUACCAAAUCGACCGAUGAGAAUGGUGGCCCACCAUCCCAGUCCUACGCAGAUCCCAACCGAAAUUGUUGCUACCUAUGCAUGCGGCAAUUCGAAAACGCCGCAGAAGUCAACAGGCACGAACGCUUGAGCGAACUACAUCGCCAAAAUCUCCAGGACGAGACAAAAGUCAAGAAAGCCACGGCCAAGCUCGAGAAGCAUGGUAUUCAGCAUCAACCAGCGACAAUCCAGUACCGGGACCGUGCGCGCGAAAGACGCAAAAUUUACGGUGUCGUGAACAAGAAAGGUGAACAAGUGGGUCCUAGCCCGAAAUCUUCAAGAACUACAUCAGACAACGAGACUUCAACGCCAGUCCAGUCGAAAGGUGCUUCGCUCUUGAGUAAAAUGGGAUAUACCACUGGCCAAGGGUUAGGCGCCUCAGGUGAGGGCAUGACGGCACCAAUUAGCCAGAACAUUUACGUUGCAGGGGUCGGUCUGGGUGCACAGGGUGGGAAAGUCGGUGAUGCACUGGAGGAGGCAGAGAGAAAUACCAGAGGGGAUUACGAUGCUUUCGCAGAGAAAACUAGGGAAGGGGCCAGGGAGAGGUAUGCUAGGUUGGGCCAGGGGUAG